Molecule: messenger RNA, 4829 nt
Organism: Trematomus bernacchii (emerald rockcod)
Lineage: Eukaryota; Metazoa; Chordata; Actinopteri; Perciformes; Nototheniidae
Gene: anos1a
Product: anosmin 1a
Exons: 14
Coding region: 2886-4829 (647 amino acids)
Biological process (GO): neuron differentiation
Cellular component (GO): cell surface; extracellular region
Molecular function (GO): protein binding; peptidase inhibitor activity
Source: RefSeq, a predicted model, not a curated record
UACUUUUUGUGUGUCACAACUGCUUAGUGACUCUAGAGGGCAGCAGAGCAGAGCAUGGAGAGUCCUGCAUCUACCAAAGAACAGACUUAUUAAAUAAUAACGUAAACAACUACACACUAUGUUCUGCCAUACCAGCACCAUACACCAUACUGUAUCUCACAGCACACACAAAAAAAUGUGUAAACAAUAGAAAACCUCCCAGCAUGGUUCAAUACAUUUCAACAGCACCUGAAACUACAUCCUUUAAUAAAGGCUAAACCCCUAAAUUAGGACCUCUCAACACAAAUCGGAGGAACGCCACAACUUUGCAAAUGCGAUGUGUGGAUUUCCUCAGGUUUGGAUUCUUAGCGAGCACGCUGCAGUAGAUUUUUACAUUCAUUUGUAUCAACCUCAGGCGUUUCCUAUCUUUAAACAAUAAAAUAAGACAAGAGUAGACUCCGAUUUCAUUGAUAACGUGGUACAGGGCUGUAGGGUACAACAAUUCUCGGACAAGACAACCAGAAGCUAUUUGUUCUUGUGUAACCAUGACAGAUAAUCCAGUGAUUUAACAGUAGCUUCCAUCAGGAGUGUUGAUGGAGAGAAUGUGGACUUCCUCCUUCUUACCACGCACUCAGUAAAACCAUGGGAGAUGACCAACAUGGUUCUUUACGAGGUGUACCCCAUUAAGUGGGGCUUCCCUUGUCUAACAAGUGCCUGGAGCGCUGUGGAAACACCGUGUAGCUGUCCAUGUGCAGCCUGGGGAACCCCACACCGUAUACUGGGUCUCCAGCAGAGAGGAAGACACACACACUCACAUCAUCCACAGAAGCAAUGCGCAACACAUGAGGGGAAACCCACAGCAGAGUUGGAUUCCUUAUAUACUUAUCACAUAUUUCGCUCAACUAUAUGUGAAAUCAGAACUAAAAAGAUGUAUACAACGUAGCAUCAAUAAAAAAACCUUGGUUCGGACUUCUGGGUUGAAAAGCCCCGAAGGUUCAAGGUCUGAACUAUUAUCAUACACAUUUAGGUUGUUAGGUUUAGAGUAUUUCAUCACCUUUUUUGUCUUUCUUUGCCCGACCAUGACCAAUGCACCCGUGGCUACAAAGGGAAAUUGGAUCCUUUUAUCGGGCUCAAUCUAUAGAAAUCUAUCCCUAACCUAGUCAAUGGGGUCAAGACCUACAAUCUUGAUCAGAUGAAGCCUGUAUCUACGUUUCCUUUCCAGAUUGAACUGUGUUUGACAUUCUGAUAAUAAAAAAAGGUCAGUAUUAGCCCCAGCAAACUGGCAAAUACAACUGCACACAAUGAGUCAAUUACCCUCAGCCACAGUGCGUUGUUUUUAUGGGUGCAGCGGUAAGUCAAGCCAUCAGCGGGGCGCUCUCAGGGAUUUUCUGCUUCCUGUUGUGGGUGGACCACCAGAGCAUCAGCUCCACGCCGAUCUGGACACGCUCACUUCAUAAACACCUUAUUUUAGGAAUGCCCCGGGCUAAAUAGAAGCAUUUGGUUGUGGGUAUACUGAGAGGAAUUCACUCAGUAGGGUCAAACGCAGGAAAUACUAUAGUCUAAGAGAGGUGUAAUGAACCUGCCUCUCUACUUGCAUCAGGUAAAGACUCUCCGUCUCAUUAGGCCAGAGAGAGUACUAUGAAAUCUGACAAUGAGCACCACAGUCUGCGUGUUGCAUGCACUGUGGUUGGAAACAUAGUCACCUCGUUAACACCGCAGGAUGCUCCAGCAGCAGAGCCCCGUGUGCCAGGCAACCUACAACCCAGGGAGGAUCUCUUCAGAGUUUCCGACACGUCAUGUUUUUCUCCUCGCCUUGGGCAAGGAAACCGGCAGUUCAUGAGAUAUAUGUUUGUGGUUACUUUAAUAGAGUCCAAUAAAAAGUGUUGUUUUGCAGCUACCACUGAACGUUAGAGCCGGGGUUCCCUGAAAACACACCGCCUGUGUCCACCUGAGAGUGGUUGCACUGAGGAAACACUCUCACUCUCCUGGAAGUAUUCCAUGAGGAUGCGUAAAAUCACAGAUUCCCUCGCAUUAAUGUUUCCACUGCGUUAGAGAACAGCAAGAGGUGUGAGAAGGUUUACCCUAACAUCUGGCCUGGAAAUAUGCUAUUAAGCUUCUGAACUAUUACAACAAGUAUUCUGAAUAUUGUAGAAGCACUAUUACACAUACAUUCUUAUGUCAAUCUCAGUAUAAAGUAGUCUUUUGACAAUGGGUUUAACCUCCAGUAUGGGUUCCAAUGUACCCCUAAAAGGAUCUUGAUAAACAGAAAUUAAAAUGAGAAAAAGCGUAUGAUAUUUACGUAUUUUCAAAUCUAUGGUCAUAUUUUGAGUACGUUGUCUCAGUUCUUGUACUCAAUGACAAUAAAGUUGAUUCUAAUCUAAUAUAAUUUCCUGUCAGUUUUAAUAUUCCUACAAAUCAUUUAGGAAACUGAGCUAAUAUUGUUGUCAGCAGAGGUGGAAGAAGUACCCAGAUCUUGUACUUAAGGAAAAGUAGAAGUACAACAGACUAGGAAUACUCUGUUAUAAGUAAAGUCCUGCAUGCAAAUGUUACUUAAGUAAAGAAAAUAAAACACUGCCGGGUAGCUUGUGUAUUCAAGGUGUAACUAAUUAAGUGUAGAUUUCAUAUAAUUAAUCCCAAUCUGCAAAGUAACUAAAGGUAUCAAAUACAUGUAGUGGAGUCGAAGAACAAAGUAGCAAAACAUUUAAAUACUCAAGUACAGUAUCUCUCAAAUUGUAGUUAGAGUAGUAGAUUCAGGCUCACUGAAGCCUCUCAACAUCCUGACCUUAGUGCACGCCCGGAUGCAGUAGCUCCUCCCCCGGCUGUGUACUUCCAGUAUAUGUAGACUUCCACGCGACUUCUCCUCACUCCCAGCUUUCCCAGCCUCUCUGCAGCACACCAGGAACAAGAUGCUGGCCCCGAGCAGCCUUACCGCCAGUCUGUCCCUGUGGAUUAUUUUGCUCUGCAGCUCCGCAGUGGUCUGCAGGAAGUCUCGAGGGGGUCCUGAUGAUGAGGAGCUCUGGUCGGAGAGCGUUUCCAGGGCGACGUGCUCCUCGCGCUGUCUCAGUCUGCACACACCGCUGCAGAAUAAUGGUUCCUUGGGCUGGUGUCAUAAUCAUAAACAGUGCGCUAAGUGUCUGGAGCCCUGCAAAGAUUCCUGGGAGAUGAAGAGGCAAAGCGACUGCAGAGAAAUGUGUGAGCGAGUAUUUCCCAAGAAGCACUGGGAGUGUGUGACCAGCUGUGAGUUCCUUCAGUCUGUGUUGGCCGUGAAGCAGGGCACGUGCCCCCCUCCAGAGAGAGCCAGCGGCUUCGCAGCGGCCUGCGUGGAGAGUUGUGAUAACGACAGAGAAUGCUCAACUCAGAAGAAAUGCUGCUCCAACGGCUGCGGGCAUACCUGCCAGUCCCCAAAAGACCUCUAUAAGGGCGUUCCUCUGAAGCCGAGGAAGGAGCUGGGCUUUGAGGAGCUCCCGUCCGGUCAGCUGGAGGUCCGUUGGUCCUCCCGCUUCAACAUCUCUGCUGAGCCGGUGGUCUACAUCCUGCAGAGGAGGUGGAACUUUGGCAUCCAGCCCAGCGAGGACACUGCCACUGCCUGGCAGGUGGUUGCACAGACCACAGAGCAGGGCGCGAGGCUCUCUGACACCCGGCCGGGUCGCUGGUAUCAGUUCAGAGUGGCAGCCGUGAACAGCCACGGGACCAGAGGUUUCACCACGCCCAGCAGACACAUCCACUCCAGCAGAGACCCCUCCAGCCCCCCGGCUCCCUCUGAACUCAGAGUCUCCAGUAUGAUCUUCGGCAGUGGCAGGGCCGUUUCGACCCAGCUCCAGUGGAGCAUGCCUGCUGACCUGGAUGUUCCCGUCCACAGCUACAAGGUCAGCUGGAGCUGGACCGCUGCGGGACAGCCCCCCUCCUUAUUCCUGACCAAGAGGAGGAAGACAGUCAAAGAGGCCCAGGUGGAGCUGGACAGCCUGCGGGCUAACAGGAGCUACAGUGUGGAGGUCCAGGCUGUUUCCUACUGGGGACAAAAUCAGCUCAAAGGCCCCCGAGCCGUCCUCCACUUCAGCACGCAGCGCUGUACUACCAGACUCCCUGGAGGUGGCAGUCUGGAUGUGGGGAUGCCAUUCUACCAGGAAGGACUGCUCCGGGUUCAUGUGUACUGGCAGAGCAGCACGGAUCCCUCUAUUGAAUCCUACAGAGUCCAGUGGGAACCAGAGUACUGUGGACAGAACCAGACAGGACCUGGAGAGAAGACCAGCACACAGGAGAGCUUUGUCAGCCUGCAGGGUCUUCUCUUCUCCUGUAAAUAUAAAGUCGUCCUGCAGCCAGUCAGCCAGAAGAGCCAGAUUCUGUCAGAGAGCACCAGCUUCUUCACCCCCUCCUGUGCCUCCAUCCAGGCCAAGAGCCCCAAACCCAUCAGCUGUCCCGGAGAUACAGCAGCGUCCCCUCACAGAGUGCUCCUGAAGGCAGCCAACCUCACCGCCUCCUUUGAGAUGCGGGCGGGAAACGUGACGGCCGUCUUCAGCUGGGAGGUGUCGGCAGCUGAGCCCCACCAGCAGCUCACUGGGUACCAGGUCACAUGGGCGGAGGUCAUCCCCCCCACCGGACACAACUACAACCAGCUGCCUCACAGCCUCAUUUCUCAGUCUCAGAUCCUGCCUCCGGACGGUAAUGUUCUGGUGGUGUCGGGUCUGCAUCCGGCCAGUUUGUACCGGCUGGAGGUCCAGACCAUCACAGCAGAGGGUGAUGGGCUCGCAACCAGCAGAACCUUCCAGACCCCCGGACUGCAAAGCACACGGAGGCACAGACCCAGGCUGAGGAAGCAUAACCAGCAACCGCCAAUCAUUGAGAGGCACUGA